This is a messenger RNA of Aphanomyces astaci, 2377 nucleotides long. Its product is annotated as TKL protein kinase, variant. The transcript has 3 exons. The record is from RefSeq and is a predicted model, not a curated record. Gene Ontology annotation, biological process: protein phosphorylation. Gene Ontology annotation, molecular function: protein kinase activity; ATP binding. The coding region runs from base 100 to 1263 and encodes 387 amino acids. Lineage: Eukaryota; Oomycota; Saprolegniomycetes; Saprolegniales; Verrucalvaceae.
CGCGGCAGCAACCAUGUGGAAAUAACACCGUAAGGUCGCGGCGCAUAGGAAGGGCAUCAAGCAUGUGAAACUCAGUCCACUUGAACUUUUCAGAGCUCCAUGAACAUCAAUCGCCCCAAGCGAGGCAAAGGCUUAACCAUGGGCAACUUCUUCGGUGCGUUCGGCUCGCCAAUCCGUACGUCAUACAUGGAUCAAGCAGCCGCGAACGGGGCCGACCAGCACAACAUCAGCCCACUGGAGAAACUACCCGACGCCCAACUAGCGUCGGACGAAAUCAACCCAACGGAGGUCAACAAGGCUGACGAGCCUGCCGUCGUCAACGGUCAAGACGACGACGCUGACAUUGCCGACGACAUUGCCACCAUUCGCAUCGAUCGCACCCGCGCGGCGCGACCUGCACCCGUCCAACAAAGAGAUGAGUUGUUUCGCACCGAGCAAGCUGCCGAGAAGGUGCCUCAGAUCCAGCUGGACGUGGCAAAGAAGGCCAAGAUCCCGUUGUUCCUCAAAUCGCCAUUCUACGCCGCUGCUCACGUUGCUGUGCCAGUUGCUGCACCAGUUCCAGUGCCAGUGCGCGCGUCCAACACGCAGCCGCCAGUGCCCGUGGGCCGAGCUACAUUGUCACGACUCAUCAACUUUGCAGACGUGACGUUGGGGCGGGUGAUUGGCGAAGGCGCGUUCGGCAAAGUGCACGAAGGCAAGUGGCGGGAUCGCCCCGUGGCCGUCAAGUUGCUCAUUUGCCAGGAGCUGCGAGCCGAUAUUUUGGAAGAGUUUCAGUCCGAAGUCGAAAUCAUGAGUGUGUUGCGGCAUCCCAACAUUUGCCGCUUACUCGGCGCGUGCAUGGACCCACCGAACCGGUGUUUAGUGGUGGAACUGAUGCCCCGAGGCUCCCUCUGGGGCGUCUUGCGCACCAGCCGGUCGAUUGACCAAGGCAUGCGCAUUGGUUUUAUCAACGACACGGCCAAAGGCAUGAGUUACUUGCACAAUUUCCAGCCCCCGAUUCUGCACCGCGACCUCAAGAGCCCCAACUUGUUGGUGGAUCGCCACUACUCGAUCAAGAUCUCGGACUUUGGGCUGUCCCGCGUCAAAGCGCAUGUCCAGACCAUGACAGGCAACUGCGGCACGGUCCAGUGGAUGGCGUACGACUGUUAUGACAUGCAUUUGUCGAAUGACCAACAUUCUGUAGACCCGAGGUGCUGGGGAACCAAAAGUACACGGAAAAGGCCGAUGUGUUCUCGUUCGGGAUUGUCAUCUGGGAAUGCGUGACGGGCGAGUGCCCGUACGACGGCAUGACGCAGAUCCAAGCGGCGCUGGGGGUGCUCAACCGCAACCUCCGCCCAGUGGUGCCCAAGACGUGCCCCCCCUUCCUCGCGCAGCUCAUGAAGGCGUGCUGGGCGAGACAGCCCGAGCUCCGCCCAUCGUUCCUUCAAAUCGUCAGCGCUUUGCGCAACUACAGCAUUCGGAAAAGCAUGGGCGAACAACAUAAGCAAUAACGAAUAAUAUCACAACGACUACAUGUGUAUCUACUAGCAUUAGUGGUGGUUAGCGCGGUGGUAUACACAUCACGUGUGGGUUCGCCGUGAUAUGGCGGGUCGGUGUGUGCUCUCAACCUCAUGAUCAUGGGGCCUACAAGUUGAAAGGCAAGUGGUUGCCGGGAAUGAACCCGCGGUGGCAUCCAUCUUCGUUGAUCGUGACGGUACGAAUGACCCCGCCGGAGCUGCCGUCGCGGGCCAUCGCGUGGGACAGCGCCUUCUGCACAAACGCUUCUGCUUCUUCGCGACUCAUGCCUGCUCGCCAAUGGCUGUCGAUGAAACCGUAGAUAUACGUGGAGCCCGACCCGCCGAUAGCAAAGUCUUGUUCCACCAGCGCCCCACCGAUCGGAAUCGAGUACACUUGUCCGCCCUUCACCUUGUCGUAGCCGGCCACGAUGAUCCCCGCCAUCAAUCGGUCCUUGUUCUCGUAGCAAAGCUUGCGGAACAAGUUCGCGGCCGUGUGCACCUUGGGUAACGCGUCCCCUUCCAACUCAUCCGCGUGGGACGCAACGAAGUAGCGGACAUAGUCGGAGAGGGCCUGCGUGUCGGCCGCACUGCCCGAUCGGCAGCAGUAGAUGCGGUCGUGAAUGCUCGUGAGUUUGUCCGACACGCGGUUUGCUACGUACGUCCCGGUCGACGUACGACUGUCCGCGCCGAGCACGACGCCAUCCUUGUACUUGACUGCAAUGAUGGUUGUGCCGGAGCUCACUUCCCCUGCCUUCAGGUUGUACCCGCUGCUCUCGUCUCGCUCGGUCUCGUUGGUGUAUCCACGGGCGAGGUUCAUGAUUCGUGUUGGAUCUAAUUUCUUUCCUGUGCUUCUUCUGGGGUGCUGAUGCACUACCUCUGAA